Molecule: messenger RNA, 514 nt
Organism: Caenorhabditis elegans
Lineage: Eukaryota; Metazoa; Nematoda; Chromadorea; Rhabditida; Rhabditidae
Gene: T24A6.1
Product: GNAT family N-acetyltransferase
Exons: 3
Coding region: 74-349 (91 amino acids)
Source: RefSeq, marked reviewed
GUUUCAGCAUUUUCGACGUUGACGCGAACGAUUGGGAUGGCACGGAAAUGGCUGGAGGAGAGAAAGGAGAGAAAUGCGAUUUAAACUGGUUGGAAUGACGUCGAUGAUGAUCAAAAAAAUACGAGAAAAUCUUCCCAACAACCCAACAGUACCCGACAUUCUUUUGAUGGAGCGAUUCUUGAUUGGAAAGUUCGAAUUUGUCGUCGCUAAGCCCACACCAUCUUGGCUCGGAUCAUGCUUUGCAAAGAGAAUUAACCUUACAAAAAAGAUGCGGAAUGAUGUCAAACUCCUCGAGCUGUCGCCGAUAGAUGCUCAUUUUCUACGUUACCGCCCAUCUGAUGCUGCUUAGAAUCACCGAAUCAACAAUUCGACCAAGUGGCUGCUAAUGAUGGAUCCAAGGAAUCGGGAAUCGAGACGAGGCUCACACUAAGCCGAAAUAUUAAAUAAUAUUUAUGUUUUUUUCCCUUUUUUCAGAUUUAUUUUUUCAUUUUUCAUGUUCAAUAAACACAAUUUU